Fonsecaea pedrosoi CBS 271.37 is the source of this 2205-nucleotide messenger RNA. RefSeq lists its product as uncharacterized. Bases 1 to 2205 code for a protein of 734 amino acids. NCBI's taxonomy places the organism in Eukaryota, Fungi, Ascomycota, Eurotiomycetes, Chaetothyriales, Herpotrichiellaceae. The record is from RefSeq and is a predicted model, not a curated record. The transcript is spliced from 2 exons.
AUGUUACAGCCAUUGGACACAAGCUUUCCAACUCAACCCGAGCCUGCAUUCCACUACACAACAUUCCAGACGGCGGAGGAUGAGGGUGCAGCAAGAAACCGUGGAUAUUUUCAGCUGAUGCAAGGUCUCCCGCAAAGUGCCUCAGACGGCCACCUUCAUGCUCAAGCAGAAGAAAUUAAGACAACUCCGCUGUUUUCCAAUGACGUCCAGAAGACUCUGAGGGGCGGCAUCAUGGGAGUUGUUGCCCCUAGCCACACUCCUUUCCCACAAUACGGGCUCCUAGGCAUGCGCGAACAGACAUACAACUCCUCCUUGCCGGAGGCAAGCAAGACUGUGUCACCUGAGGAUAAUCUCAUCUUCGCAAACAUGAAUGCUCCAUGGUCUGCCUUCAUAUGCGGUUCCCAAGGUGCUGGGAAGAGUCACUCGCUCUCUUGCUUCCUGGAGAACUCACUGUUAGCUUCAUCCAUGGCGGGAGAGAAUCCGAGGCCUCUAGCUGGCCUUGUAUUUCAUUACGACAAGUUCACAAGCAGUGAGAGCACACAGUUGUGUGAGGCCGCCUAUCUGUGCUCAUCGGGAAUUCCUGUGCGAGUUCUUGUCUCCCCGAGCAACGUCCAUGCAAUGCACAAGCUCUACAAAAACCUCCCUGGACUGCCUAGAGACGCUCCCCGUCCAGAUGUCAUCCCACUCUACUUUCAAGAGAACCAACUCAAUGUGACGCGGUUGAUGACGUUGAUGGCGGUUGAUGACAAGGACAAGGUGCCACUGUACAUGGAAGUCCUUUUCAAGGUGCUCCGUGAUAUGACAACAGAGAAAAAGGGCGCAGGAGGCUUUGAUUACCUUGAUUUCAAAGCACGAUUGUCGGGGAAGGGGUUCAAUUCCACACAAAACGGACCGCUCAGACUGCGUCUCGAAGUGCUCGAAUCUUUUCUUGCACACAAGGUCCAGACUGCGGAAUCCGCUGCCCGAUUGAGAGAUAUGUUCAUGUCUGCUCCAGGGACACUCACUGUUGUCGAUUUGAGUUGCCCUUUUCUCAACGAGAACGACGCAUGUGCCCUAUUCACAAUCUGCCUUUCGAUUUUCAUGGAGAGUCGGGCAGAUUGUGGUCGUGUCAUUGCCCUCGAUGAAGCUCACAAGUUCCUUACGAGGUCGGGUGAAGCUGAAAAGCUCACAGAUGAGCUGACAUCCAUUGUUCGUCAACAGCGCCACCUUGCCUCACGCAUCAUUGUAUCGACGCAGGAACCGACUCUCGCGCCCCGGCUUAUUGAUCUCUGCAAUGUCUGUAUUGUUCAUCGGUUCAGUUCACCUGCGUGGUUUGAAAUGCUCCGAGACCACCUUGCUGGUGCCAGCCGCCACAAGGGUUACAACAAUGCACAUUUGUUUGAGACGAUAGUUGGGCUGCAGACCGGGGAAGCGCUGAUAUUCUGUCCUGCGGCUCUGUUUGAUGUGUACAAUGGCAAUGUGCACACAUUGAAAGACGCUUUCAUCAGAGCCCGCAUCAGAAAUCGCGUGACUGCGGAUGGUGGAAGGAGCAUUUUAGCUUCCGACGAGAUGCAAUAUAGUGGCAUUGGGGAAAUGCUGACUCAGGAGCUCAUCCGACCGUUUGCGGCACAGAUGGGGGGUUUAGGCCCACAGCCUGGCAAGCAGUUCGGCAGACAUGCAGGCAAGCAGCCGGGCAAGCAGCUGAGCAAAGCAGAACGUCGCGCGGUCAAGGCGGGACGCGUGAUGAAGAGCCAACCUGUCCCGUCUCAGUCUCAAAACUUGAGGAGAGGUCUGACACAUGCGCAAGAACGCUAUGAGCUUCGUUCAGCGCACGCACCGACUCAAGAGCCACAACCGGGAAUUGUCCAGGGUUCGUCGGAGAGUUCAACACAGAGUCCAGUGUCCAGUGCCAUCCUCGCCGGGGAUGUAGGUGAUGUCUUCGCUGGUGCUCCUGAGUUUAUUCCCUUGGAUCCAAGAAUUGACCCCAGCUCAAUACCUAGUCGGGAUAUCCUCAGGGUUUAUGUCAGUAAUGCCGUGUCAGAAUCACUCGGCAGGAAUCCCAGAAAGAUUGGAUUCGCCGAGGUACGUCAAGCAGCAGCACGGAGUGCAGGCUUGCCUGAAGGAUUCUUUGGAGGGCCGGAAUGGAAAGCUUGGUCCAAAAGAGUGAUUAAUGAGAUGCUGGUGAGUUGGGGCUCGUCUCGUUUGAAGAUGAGAUUCGGUCACUGA